AUGCCCACUGAAGCCAAAUUCAAGAAGGCCGUCGAAAUCAUAGGUGGGCUCCCUCAGGAUGGGCCGCUCAAGCCUUCCCAGGACGACCAACUCUUCUUCUACAAGUACUACAAACAGGCCACGGUCGGCGAUGUCAACACGGCCCGACCUGGUAUGCUCGACUUUACGGGCAAGGCCAAAUGGGACGCGUGGAAGAGUGUAGAGGGUGCUUCCAAGGAGGAAUCUUACAAGCAAUACGUCGAGCGCCUUGUCGAGUUCCUCAAGAAGGCUGGCGAUGAUGCGCAUAUCGCCGAAAUCGAGGCUGCAUAA
Mycena indigotica is the source of this 309-nucleotide messenger RNA. RefSeq names its product ACB domain-containing protein. NCBI's taxonomy places the organism in Eukaryota, Fungi, Basidiomycota, Agaricomycetes, Agaricales, Mycenaceae. Gene Ontology annotation, molecular function: fatty-acyl-CoA binding. The coding region runs from base 1 to 309 and encodes 102 amino acids. Gene Ontology annotation, biological process: fatty acid metabolic process. The transcript is spliced from 5 exons. The record is from RefSeq and is a predicted model, not a curated record.